AUGUCCUACCAAUACACUGGGCCUAUCAACUGCAGUGUCAUAUUCGACCGAACUUCUGUCCAAGGAAAGACCGCUAUAGUGACCGGAGGUAUUGGGCUUGAAUAUGUCAUCGCUCUCUCAGAUGCUGGCGCAAAGGUUGUGAUUGGUGAUGUGAACAUAGAACAGGGAAAAGAAGCUGAAUGCAAGUAUCAGAGAUGUAAGUUUGUGAAAUGCGACGUGACUAGAUGGGAAGAUCAGCUGGAACUGUUCAAGGCAGCGCUCAGUAUAUCUCAGCGCAGCGCAAUUGACAUCGUGAUUGCAAAUGCCGGUACUAAGUUACCGGAUAGCAUCCUUGCUUUCAAUGCUGAUGAGGAGCUUCCUUCUCAGCCAAGGUUUUUGAACACCCAAAUAGACUUCAUUGGGAUACCUGUCUGGUUCUCCAAGGUUCUCUUGCUGGCUAUGUUGAUGCUGGAGGUGCUCCAGAGUUCAAUGCAGCGAAGCUCGGACUCAGGGACCUUAUGCGAUCGCUUGGACAGAGCUUGCAGACCCACGGCACCCCGGGUGAAUUAUAUUGCUCCGUGGUAUGUGAAGACAAAGAUUCUGUCGGACGAAGACUUGGAGCAGAUCGCUGCAGCCAAAAUCGAGUUUGCGGAGACCAAAGACACAGCCAACGCACUGAUGAGAUGCCGCUGUGAUGGAGCAAUACAUAGUCGAUCAUUUGCCGUCGUUCCGCUCACCUGGCAACCUGCAGGAUAUGUCGAUAUCGAUGAUGAUGAUGAUUGUACCGCUGAAAAACAUUGGCUGGGGGCUCUUACUCAAAAAGACGAGCUAGCACCUAUCGGCUCUAGUUUCCUGACGAAAUCCGUUAAUUCGGCCUGCGCGACAAACGAGCAAGACUUGAGCGACGCGGUUAGCAUAUGGGAUCUAUAUUGCGGGAAAGCUUUCACCGCGGACGCGACAUCCGGAGAUGAAGUGACGACAUCACGGUCAACGGCCCAAGCCGGCGCGAGUCUAUUAUCGAGUAUAGUUACCAGAACGGAUGCUGGAACUAUUAUAACUUGGACUGUCCAAAUCACACCGGAGACUCCGGCAGCAACGACGGGACCACCGACCACGGUAACCGAAACACAGGUUCUGAUCGGCACACCCACAAGCGGAGCGGGACGCAUUGCGCUAGAGGCGGAUACUUUAGAUUAA
Messenger RNA from Exophiala aquamarina CBS 119918, 1176 nucleotides. RefSeq lists its product as uncharacterized. Lineage: Eukaryota; Fungi; Ascomycota; Eurotiomycetes; Chaetothyriales; Herpotrichiellaceae. Bases 1 to 1176 code for a protein of 391 amino acids. The record is from RefSeq and is a predicted model, not a curated record. The transcript has 10 exons.